UCUCAUCGUUUUGAGCGAUUUUCUUGUUGGAGAACAGUUGUUAGAACAGUUGGAGGAUUGAUUCACAUCACUCAGUGCUUCAAAAAGAGACGAGACGACCUUUCAAUGGAGUGUAAAGGCUGGCAUUUGUGCUCACCACACUUGUCAGUGGACAUUCUCAAAGACAGUACUACAAUAAUUCUCAGAUCUGUUCAGCAGGAAGUCUUUGGAGCAGAGCUGGAAUUGAUUGCUGCUAAUCAAUGCAUUCCAAAGAGCAGCCUGUUGUGGUCGUUGGAUCCUUUCAUUGACUGCAAGGGAGUUCUAAGGGUCGGAGGUCGUCUUCAGGAAGCGAACUUAGGAUCUGCAGAGAAAAGACCAGUAAUUCUACCUGGACGUCAUCAUGUCACCACCCUGAUAGUUCGUCACUACCAUGCAGAAUCUCAACAUCAAGGGAGGCACUUCACGGAAGGAGCUAUCAGAUCUGCAGGCUUUUGGAUCCUGGGUGGCAAACGAUGCGUGAGUAAACUCAUCUUUGAAUGUGUCACAUGCAAAAGGCUCAGAGGAAAGUGUGAAGUUCAAAAGAUGGCAGAUCUCCCGGCUGACAGACUCAGCACGGAACCACCGUUCUCUAAUAUCGGCCUAGAUGUCUUUGGUCCAUGGUCUGUAUCUGCCCGACGGACAAGAGGAGGUCAUGCGGAGAGCAAGAGGUGGGCUAUUUUGUUCACAUGUUUAAGUGUCAGAGCUAUCCAUAUCGAGGUCAUUGAAUCCUUGGAUACCUCCAGUUUCAUAAACGGAUUGAGAAGAUUCCUGGCCAUCAGAGGACCAGUGAAGCACAUCCGCUCUGACAGGGGAACUAACUUUAUCGGGGCUUCAAAAGUCCUAGGAAUUCCCUCAAAUAUUGAUGAAACAUCUGUGCAGGGAUUUCUUUCAGAUCACGACUGCACUUGGACCUUCAACAGCCCUCAUUCUUCUCACAUGGGCGGAGUGUGGGAACGGAUGAUUGGUGUCACACGCCGCAUUUUGGACUCAAUGUUCCUUCAGAUGGGAACUUCCAAACUCACGCACGAGGUGCUCGUGACCUUCAUGGCAGAGGUCGCAGCUAUCGUCAACAACAGACCGUUGAUUCCUGUCUCCUACGAUCCUAUGGAUCCAUUCAUCCUUACACCUGCCACUUUGUUGACGCAGAAAGUGGAACCUUGUCCAGCUCCUGUGAGAGACUUGGAGGACAAGGACUUGUCCCGACAGCAAUGGCGCAGGGUGCAAAGUCUGUCUGACACCUUCUGGGACAGAUGGCGCAAGCAGUAUUUAUCUACUCUGCAACCUCGCAAGAAGUGGACAUCUGAGCACAGAAGUUUGAAACCAGGAGAUGUUGUGCUCCUAAGAGACAAUGCGGUGAAACGUAAUGUCUGGCCUAUGGGCAUCAUUACUGAGGUGUUCCCCAGUAAAGAUGGACUUGUUCGGAAAGUUCAAAUUAAAGUACCGAAGGUAGAUGGUAUUAAGCUGUUCUUAAGACCCGCAUGUGAUGUGGUUUUGCUUAUUGCUUCGCAAGUGUAA
Messenger RNA from Poeciliopsis prolifica (blackstripe livebearer), 1533 nucleotides. RefSeq lists its product as uncharacterized. The transcript has a single exon. Bases 106 to 1533 code for a protein of 475 amino acids. Lineage: Eukaryota; Metazoa; Chordata; Actinopteri; Cyprinodontiformes; Poeciliidae. The record is from RefSeq and is a predicted model, not a curated record. Gene Ontology annotation, biological process: DNA integration. Gene Ontology annotation, molecular function: nucleic acid binding.